Caenorhabditis briggsae is the source of this 768-nucleotide messenger RNA. It is a transcript of the gene Cbr-zig-5, whose product is annotated as Protein CBR-ZIG-5. The transcript is spliced from 5 exons. Bases 1 to 768 code for a protein of 255 amino acids. NCBI's taxonomy places the organism in Eukaryota, Metazoa, Nematoda, Chromadorea, Rhabditida, Rhabditidae. Gene Ontology annotation, biological process: cell-cell adhesion. The record is from RefSeq and is a predicted model, not a curated record.
AUGCCAUCACCAUUGAACCACGCUAUUCUAUCCAUCAUUCUUCUGGGUUCCCACGUGUCGACGACAAAGGUAGCUGAUGUUCCUUCAGUUUGUGAUGGUCUAAUCGAGCCAUCAAUUCUCUCAAUCGAUAAACCACUCGAGAAUAUCAAAGCGAAUCGAGGCAACAGUCUUGUUCUCCGAUGUGCAUUCUAUGCAUCUCCCCAGCCAUCGAUCACUUGGUAUCACCGAGGAAAACGUGUCGAAACUCAUCCGGCAGCUCAAUUCGAAACUCUUCUCUCCGCUACUAAUCUCGGACAAUCCGUCGUUGAAUCCGCACUUCGAAUCGAUUGUUUGGAUGAGCGUACAGCUGGAGAAUACUUCUGUGAAGCCACGUCGCCAUGCACUCAACCAGUUGUCACAUCAUCAGUCGUAUCCAUUAAUAAAGCUCCAAAAUCUAUCACCGGAACGUGCAAGUCACUCCGUCAACCCCUUGAAUCACCACCACUGAUCUCCGUUUUCACCCUGUCUCGCAUCGAACUUCCAGGAGGAGUGACUCAAUUGGCAUGCCGGACACAGGGAUAUCCAGCACCGAAAACAACAUGGUACAAGAUCGAGGAGGAUGAAUCUUUGAGUUCGAUCGAAGGACAACGAAACUAUAUGCACCUUCCCAACGGAGAUCUUUUGAUAGUCGGAGACGAGGAGACCAUCUCAGAAUCGUUCCGUUGCGUCGCUGAAAACCCACUCGGAUCUGCUCAUCAAGAUGCUUCAGUCAUCUACAUGCUCGCCUAA